Messenger RNA from Cuscuta campestris, 3136 nucleotides. The record is from the annotation of a GenBank genome assembly. NCBI's taxonomy places the organism in Eukaryota, Viridiplantae, Streptophyta, Magnoliopsida, Solanales, Convolvulaceae.
AGAACCCGCCAUUGUAAAGGGGGAGACGAUUGAAUACUCAAUAGAAGAAUAUUAUCGAGUGAUUAUAUCUUCCUGAUUCAUAUCUCGUUCUUGGUCCGCCAUCUGAUCGGGUUAAUCCCAUCAUUGGUGCUUCCAUUGAGAGUUACUGUGAGAUAAGGCUGUGAGAUUAUGGCCGGACGAAGGACAAGACGUAACACUGCUGCUUCCGCCCAGUCGACAGUAAGGAGUGACAACCCUGAGCAGGGUAUGAUCGUUCCUGUCAAUGGGUUGGAAACAACAUUGAAUAAUGUGGCUAACAUGAUGGCCAACAUUAUGGAACGAUUGGAUAAGGCUCUUCCAGGUCCAUCCGGUAUCCGGGACAUCCCUGCCGGGCAACCCCGUCAGGGAUUCAAAAUGCCGUUCGUUAAGCGUUAUGAUGGGGAGUCAGACCCGCAGGAACACAUAAACAGCUAUGUCCAGGUGAUGAUUGCCGUAGACGCCAGUGACGCACUCAUGUGCCGGUGCUUCUUGCAGACAGUUGAUAGCAAGGUCGCGGAUUGGGUCAACCAUAUUCCUGCCGGGUUGAUCCGGACAUGGGAUGAAUUGGGACUACGGUUCCUAGAGCAUUUUGCCGGGAACUGCCGUCCCAAGAAGCAUUUCACUCACUUAGCUUCAGUACGUCAGAAGCAUGGAGAAUCCUUGAAGAAUUUCCUUAUCCGAUGGAGGAAAGAGUCCAGGGAGGUUGAAGGAACCGACGAUAAAUCCAGGUUGUCUAUGUUCACAGCGGCAUUACAGGAUGGACUCCUUCACACCGAUCUUACUACUCAUCCCCCGGAUACCUUCGAAGAAGCAAUGGUCCGGGCGGGGAGGUAUGUGACCCUGGAAGAAAGAAAGGAGGAAAAGAAAGAGAAGACUCCCAAAGAAGAAGAGAAGACCGGAAAUAAGAAGCCGUUUAAAAAUAAGAAGCAGGGUUUCCCGGAUGGCCCAAGGGGCACAAGUCCUGGGACCUCGGAGAAGCACAAAUCUGCCAAUCCAGUCUUCACAUUACCAGUGGCUGAGGUCAUGGCCCACGUUGCACAGCAGGGACUCAUGACUUAUCCAACCUAUUCUCAAAAGGUCUGUAAUGUGGAGGAUACUGGAAAGUGGUGUGCUUACCAUCGCAAGAAUGAUCACAAUACGGAAGAUUGCUAUACCCUGAAGAAUGAGAUGGCAAGGCUAAUCCGUCGGGGUCAUCUGAAGAAGUUCGUGCAAGAUGGAGAUGCGGGAAAUCCCGGGAAUGCUCCGAAUGGAAAGCGCAGAGAUAAAGAAGUGGCCCAGGCUCAGACCCGGGAGAAACGCCACAUUGGGCUUGAAGAUGAAGAGGAGGAUUCGGAACCUGCACCGCAUCGCCAGAAGAGACACCACGGGUGUAACUUCAUCAUUGGAGAGAAUACUGGCGGAGACUCAGCCGCAAGCCAGAAGAAGUGGGCAAACGCGGCGAUGGUCAACAAGGUGCUGGUCCCAGAAGGUAAGAAGCUGAAAACUGAGUCAAUUGUAUUUUCUAAUGCUGAUCUUCCGGAGACAGGGGUCCCCCGUAAGGAUGCCCUAGUGAUUACUAUUGAUAUAAUGGACUUACUGAUCCACAAAACCCUUGUGGAUAUGGGAAGCUCCGUUAAUAUCAUGUAUAUGGAUACGUACAAGGCUCUUGGUUUGAUAAGGGAUGAAUUGUCACCCAUCAAAACUCCACUAACCGGGUUCACUAGUGACUCUAUUGAACCAGAGGGGGUGAUAACCCUCCCGGUUGAGAUAGGGGAUACUAAGGCUACCCGGAAGUUGGACAUGGAGUUUGUUGUGGUGGGGAUAAUCUCCAGCACAAACAUCAUCCUCGGCAGACCCGGGUUGGAAGAUUUGGAGUGUGUCAUCUCACCUCGUCACCUAUGCAUAGAAUUCCCGACCCCCCACGGAGUUGGAAUUGCCAAGGGAUCUCAGAGAGUGUCCCGGGCAUGGUAUUUGAAGGCAACUAAACAGCCAGUCAAGUACGAUACCCAAGUGGGAGAGGUGACUGCGCAGCUCCUGAGGGCUGAGAAAAAACGUCCUAGAGUAGAAGUUGCUGGCGACAUUGAAGAAGUGGAACUGGAGCCAGGCAUGCCGGGAAGGUUGGUUAGGAUUGGAAAGGGGCUGGGGGCUGAACUCAGAUCACGAGUGAUUUCAGUCCUUAGAAGGUUCAGGAGGGUCUUUGCAUGGAGUCCAGCUGAUAUGCCAGGGCUGGAUCACAAGAUUGUAGUUCAUCGCCUAAAUGUCCUGCGGGAUGCUAAACUAGUGAAGCAGAAACGGAGGCAUUUGUUGCAGGAAAGAAGAGAUUUCGUGAAAAAGGAGGUAGCGGCCCUGCAGAGCAUUGGGCAUAUCCGGGAGGUGCAGUACCCGAAUUGCCCGGCGGCAUAUGCUCAGAUGACCAAGUGGGCAGUCUUCAUCAGUCAGUAUAACGUGGAGUUCAAGCCGCGCCCAUCGAUCAAGGGGCAGACACUCGCCGACUUUCAAGUUGAGUGCACUGCCAGGGAGAUGACAAGAGCCAAAAUUCAAACCUGGGUGGAAAAUGACUGGUGGGUAAUGAGCAUCGAUGGAUCUUCUAGAGCUCGAUCUUGCGGAGCAGGUAUCGUCUUGACCACUCCAGAAAAUUUCCGGAUUUAUUACGCUAUCAGAUUUCAAUUCCGCGUAUCCAACAAUGAAGCUGAGUAUGAGGCCCUGAUCAACGGAUUGAAGAUUCUCAAUAAGUUGGGGGUAGCCAGGGUUCAGGUUUACAGCAACUCCCGAUUGGUGGUGGGACAAAUCACUGGGGAGUUUGAAGCAAAGGAAGAAAGGAUGAAAAGGUAUCGAGACUUGUCCUUAGAAAUGUUGGGGAAGUUUGAGUUUGAGCUUGAACACAUACCCCGGGCCCAGAACGCGGAAGCUGGUGUUAUAUCCAAGCUCAGCGCAGAGUCACCAGAAUACAUAAGCAAAUUAGCAAACGUCGAGGAGCUGGCAACCCCGAGUCUUAACAGAAAUGAGGUGAUCUGGGUAUCAGCUGAUCCCCCGGAAUGGCUGGACAGGUUGGCCAAAUACAUUGAGGACGGUGAAGCCCCGGAGGAUCCCAGGAAGCACGUCUGUUGCGAAUGAGGGCACCUACCUACAAGGUGCAGGA